AACAGGAAGCGACAACCCCCCCAAAAAAGAGUGCAGGCUGGAAGACAAAACACUGGAGGCCGAAAUCGUAUCGGGUGAUUGGACUCUCAGCACCAGGACCCAGUGCCGGGACUGUGAAACCUCAGCCUGGACCCGACCUGCCAACUAAGACCCGGUUCUGUAGGAGUUAUACGUGGCAGAUUAAUGAGCAUGUCCUCCUCAUAAAGCUUAAAGUGAAGCUUUACUUGCUCCCAGAGAAAAAACAGGAGAGACUGUUUGAUCUUGGUCAUGGCCCACGGCACCAGUAUCCAGUAUGAGCCACUGGCAGAGAUCGGAGGAGGCGCUUACGGGACGGUUUAUAAGGCCCGAGAUACAGAGAGCGGACAGUUUGUGGCUCUGAAGAGCGUGCGUGUCCAGACGGACCAAAAUGGCCUCCCAAUCUCCACGGUCAGAGAGGUGGCUCUUUUGAGAAGGCUGGAGCAGUUUGACCACCCCAACGUGGUCAGGCUCAUGGAUGUAUGUGCCACCCAGAGGUCGGACCAGGAGACUAAAGUCACACUGGUGUUUGAACAUGUGGACCAAGACCUCAAGACGUACCUAGAGAGAGCCCCAGCUCCAGGAUUAUCCCCUGCCCACAUUAAAGACCUGAUGAGGCAGUUGGUGUGCGGUCUUGCAUUCCUGCACUCUAACCGCGUGAUGCACCGAGACCUGAAACCAGAGAAUAUUCUGGUAACCAGCCAGGGCCAGGUGAAGCUGGCUGACUUUGGACUGGCCAGGAUCUACAGCUGCCACAUGGCCCUCACUCCUGUG
Micropterus dolomieu (smallmouth bass) is the source of this 789-nucleotide messenger RNA. RefSeq names its product cyclin-dependent kinase 4-like. NCBI's taxonomy places the organism in Eukaryota, Metazoa, Chordata, Actinopteri, Centrarchiformes, Centrarchidae. Gene Ontology annotation, cellular component: cytoplasm; cyclin-dependent protein kinase holoenzyme complex; nucleus. The record is from RefSeq and is a predicted model, not a curated record. Gene Ontology annotation, biological process: G1/S transition of mitotic cell cycle; protein phosphorylation; signal transduction. Gene Ontology annotation, molecular function: cyclin-dependent protein serine/threonine kinase activity; cyclin binding; ATP binding.